GAGGCUUCAAGAAUUCUUCAAAAGAGCAGGAGAACAGCCCCCAGGGACAGAUGUAUUUAGAUAACAAAGAUGACACUACAAUUUCUAGACAAGAGAUGGAGCUGAAUCAGACCUCUUUACAUCAAACCAAUCUAUCUGCAAAGGUGGCGGCCAAACCAGUGACCAGAAGUUGCAAUGAGCUGCAACUAUUAAAAGAGUAUCAUGGCAUGGUAGCAAGUCUUGGAGAGCCACAGAGCCUCUGUGAAAAAUCAGCAAUGGAGGAGGAUGGCUGCAUUACUCUGAGGAAGGAUUUUACUCCUGUGCCCAUGCAGGGAAGGUACCACUUCAAUUUUUCCAAAUUAUUCAGCUCAAGGUCAAACAACACUGGCUUUACAGAGAAGACACCGCUACUGAAAGUUUCCUCAGAGGAAAAUAGGUUUCAGCGCAUGGCUCUUCAUAAUCCAGAUUUUACCACAGAUGAUGAUUCAUGGGACAACAGCUCUGCAGAAUUUGAGCAAAGGUUCCAACUGGGAAGUGAAAUGACAAGUUUGUCCAGAUCUGCUUCUUCUGAGAAAUAUGAAAUCUUGGACAACCUUCACAUCAAGUUCAAUUUACCAAAGAUGAGAUGCUGUCUAAAAUUCCUAAAAGUUUCAGGCCUUUUUGUCUUUGUAGUUGUCUGCUCUAUUUUGUUUGGCAUUUAUCCAGAUCAAAGUACAUCCUGGCAAAUGUUGGCUGUAUCACCUCUGGAAAGCUUCUCUAUGAAUCUGACUGAUUUUCGUGAUUCUGCUCUGUUGAAGUUAGACAUAGGAGGGCCAUUUGUAGCAGGUGUAGUUGAUCAGCAAAUAGAGGAAUACAUUGUAGUACAAAUCAAUCAGACUGAGGAUGCUGGAUCAAGGAGGAGACGCCAGCAGCAGGUGAUAUACAACUGGUCUCUACCAUUAAGUUCAAGAAGAAAUGAUCAAAUCAUCACAACUAGAACCUUUCAGAUACCAAACAGAGGCACCACCUUCAUAAACAUUCAAGCCUUCCUACAGGAACCUGGAAGUGUUCCUCUCUCCAUGAAGCAUCAAUACCUUCAUGCAACUGUAGAGGCACAAGUAACAAUUGCAUCCAUCAUCUUAUUAGGUGUCUACAUGCUGAUCAUACUGGAAAUUGUUCACAGAACCCUUGCAGCGAUGCUGGGGUCUUUGGCGGCUUUAGCCACCUUAGCUACUGUUGGGGAGAGGCCAAGUAUGGUCAAAGUGGUAGAAUGGAUUGAUUAUGAGACAUUGGCGUUGCUCUUUGGCAUGAUGGUUUUGGUAGCCAUAUUUUCAGAGACUGGAUUCUUCGACUACUGUGCAGUAAAGGCUUAUCGAUUAUCUAGAGGCAAGGUGUGGGCCAUGAUUACACUUCUGUGCCUCAUUGCUGCAAUUCUUUCUGCAUUUCUGGACAACGUUACUACUAUGCUGCUCUUUACUCCAGUAACCAUAAGGCUCUGUGAAGUGCUUAAUCUGGAUCCUAGGCAUGUCCUGAUUGCAGAAGUAAUCUUCACAAAUAUUGGAGGGGCUGCCACAGCUGUUGGAGAUCCUCCAAAUGUGAUUAUUGUUUCUAAACAGGAGCUGAGAAAGGAGGGAUUGGAUUUCGCAGCCUUCACAGGGCAUAUGUUUGUUGGUAUCUGCCUUGUUGUUCUGGUGUCCUUUCCAUUUCUCAGACUUCUUUACUGGAACAAAAAACUUUACAAUAAGGAGCCGAGUGAAAUUGUUGAGCUGAAACAUGAGAUCUAUGUUUGGAGACUGACUGCACAGCGCAUUAACCCAGCCAGCAGAGAGGAGACUGCUGUGAAAUGCCUCUUGAUGCAGAAGGUGCUGACUCUGGAGAUGCUUCUGAGGAAGAAGCUGAGGACUUUUCACAGGCAAAUUUCACAAGAAGAUAAAAACUGGGAAACAAAUAUUCAGGAACUUCAGAAAAAACACAGAAUAACAGACAAAAUUCUUCUCAUCAAAUGCUUGACCGUGCUGGGAUGUGUUAUUCUUAUGUUUUUUCUCAACUCGUUUGUUCCAGGCAUCUACCUCGAUCUUGGCUGGAUUGCCAUGCUGGGAGCCAUUUGGCUGCUAGUGCUAGCAGACAUCCAUGAUUUUGAGAUGAUAUUGAACAGAGUUGAGUGGGCAACCCUCCUUUUCUUUGCAGCAUUGUUUGUUCUCAUGGAGGCAUUGGCUCAUCUGCACUUAAUAGACUACAUAGGAGAGCAGACAGCUUUAUUAAUAAAGGUGGUUCCCGAGGACCAGCGUUUGGCAGUGGCCAUCAUUUUAGUGCUCUGGGUGUCUGCUUUGGCCUCCUCUGUGAUUGACAAUAUCCCCUUCACAGCUACAAUGAUUCCUGUGCUUCUCAAUCUGAGUAAAGAUCCUGACGUUAACUUGCCUAUGAAACCAUUGAUCUUCUCAUUGGCUAUGGGUGCAUGCCUUGGAGGUAACGGAACAUUGAUUGGAGCAUCUGCAAACGUUGUUUGUGCAGGAAUUGCUGAACAGCAUGGUUAUGGCUUCUCUUUCAUGGAGUUUUUCAGGUUAGGUUUCCCUAUGAUGAUUGUCUCCUGCACCAUCGGGAUGUGCUAUCUUCUUGUUGCUCAUGUUGUGAUAGGUUGGAACUCAUAGUAAUUUAUACUUUCAAGACCCAAAGAAGCUUUCUUUUCCAUUUAAAUAGAAUAGAAUAAACCAGGUUGGAAAAGACC
Molecule: messenger RNA, 2683 nt
Organism: Dryobates pubescens (Downy woodpecker)
Lineage: Eukaryota; Metazoa; Chordata; Aves; Piciformes; Picidae
Gene: OCA2
Product: OCA2 melanosomal transmembrane protein
Exons: 24
Coding region: 51-2606 (851 amino acids)
Biological process (GO): melanocyte differentiation; melanin biosynthetic process; transmembrane transport
Cellular component (GO): melanosome membrane
Source: RefSeq, a predicted model, not a curated record